Molecule: messenger RNA, 807 nt
Organism: Fundulus heteroclitus (mummichog)
Lineage: Eukaryota; Metazoa; Chordata; Actinopteri; Cyprinodontiformes; Fundulidae
Product: leukocyte cysteine proteinase inhibitor 1-like
Exons: 3
Coding region: 59-376 (105 amino acids)
Cellular component (GO): cytosol
Molecular function (GO): cysteine-type endopeptidase inhibitor activity
Source: RefSeq, a predicted model, not a curated record
GUAAAAACACACUGGAAAACUUCCUUAUAUUAAGCAUUUUGAGUUAACAACAGCAGGGAUGGCGGGAAGGCUUGGAGUAUGGACAGAGGUAAAGGCUGCCACUGAAGAAACUCAGGACAUCUGUGAUAUGUUGAAGAGCCAAGCAGAGGCAAAGUGGACCAAACAGAGUUACCAAAUCUUUAAGGCCAUUGAAUACAGGGUCCAACCAGUGGCAGGAACAAACUUUCUCAUCAAGGUUCAUGUGGGAGGAAAUGAAUACCUCCAUAUUUAUGCCUUCCAAAGCCCGCUGCAGGAGGGGCAGAUUAAAACCUUGCUAAAGAGGGUAGAAAAACACAAAGAAGGAGAUCCUCUGGAACCCAUCAAACCUUGGGACUGACUGACUUUGUCCAAACAGCAGCCUUGCAUCAAACUGCACAGUAAUGUUAUCAUGAAAGAGUUAAAUACAAAUGAUGUUCAUUUACAAUCCUGCUGUAGACAGUUUUUAAAAAUCUUAAGAAUUGGGUAUAAGUAGUGCAGUCGAUGCAGUCAAAUAUGCAAAGAAUGAAUGAAUAACAUUGAUAGUGAUUAAAGAUUGUUUUCUUUAGUGAUGUUGCAUUAGCAGUGACAAAUAAAAAUGUGACGGUGCAAGUCUGAUUACUGUUUUCUGCAAAUAUAAUAUUAUGGGGGAUUAUUUUAUGUGAGUUAUACUUGUCUGCAGUGUGAUUUUCUGUGUGGAUGCAAUAAUAUUUGAAAAAACAUCCUAAAGUUAAUUAAAUGUAACUGAAACUAUCCAUACAAGCCAAUUAGUUUUCAGGAAAUAUAUCAGGU